AUGAACCUAAACAUUCCGCAAACUGGGCAGAAACCUGUUGACCGCGGUCCCAAAUGGGCCAAAGCAGGCUUCUCAGGCGACUUCAAGCUGACUCCCCAACUAGGAGAGGGCGACGUUGACCCUACCCACUGGGCGGUCGAAUUCCAAGAAUACCCAGGCCCUUACGAUGCCUUUCCGGCGGGCAAGAAAUUCUGCAAGUUCUAUAGCAUUCUGAACAAGUACGGCUUGAGCUAUUCGGACGACUUCAACAAGCGUGGUGUACGCUUCUCUACUCAUCAAGAAGGGGUAUACCUCAUCUACCAGAUCAUAUUCAGAGAUGCAGCCGAAGCAAAUGUCCAUAUAUGCUAUGGUUACAAGGACCCAGAUGGUCCCGGAGAACGUCUGCCGGUGGUCACCAUAGGGCUCCCUGAUCGCCCGGCGACCGCUGAGCAGAAGCAGAAGGUGGCAGCCCUGAUGGGUCUGGAAGUUGAACAACUCAUUCAAGUUUACAUUGCCGCGCCGUGA
Cyclocybe aegerita is the source of this 504-nucleotide messenger RNA. The record is from the annotation of a GenBank genome assembly. NCBI's taxonomy places the organism in Eukaryota, Fungi, Basidiomycota, Agaricomycetes, Agaricales, Hemipholiotaceae.